CCCCGUGGUGCAGUAAGCGACCACAACUGAGGCCGAGGCAGGGCAGCCACAUGUUACUCACCAAAUAGAACACAUUAAUAUAUUGCAAAAAUGCGCAUUGAGAGGUGUUAUUUCUGCUCCAGCAAAGUCUACCCAGGCCACGGGAUUCAAUUUGUGAGGAAUGAUUCGAAGAUCUUCAAAUUUUGCCGCCCAAGAUGCCACAAGAAUUUCAAGAGGAAGCGAAACCCACGCUCAGUCCGCUGGACAAAAUCCUUCAGGAAGGCAGCAGGCAAAGAGCUGACUGUGGACCCUUCCUUUGAGUUUGAGAAGAAGAGAAACAUACCUGUAAAAUAUAACAGAGAAUUGUGGCAAAAGACAGUGGAAGUAAUGAAGAAGGUGGCAAAGAUCAAAACAAAGCGUGAGGGCAAGUUUGUGAUGGACCGCCUCCUGAAGAGUGUAGAAAUCCAACGUGUUGCUGACAUUGUUGAGGUCAAGAAGGGUAUGAGCCUUAUCCGAUCUCCCGCUGCAGGCCUUAGGAGAGGAAACAAAGUGAUAGAUGAAGAAGAGAUGGAAAUGGAGGAUGAUGAGGUGGCAAAAAGGCUGGAAGCAGGACCUUCUAAAGUCACAAAGGAGACCAAGAAAAAGAUUGCAACAGAGGAACAGAUGUCAGAAGAUGAUGAUAAGAUUGAAGAGGAGGAUGAUGAUGACAGUGAAGAGGGUGGUGAUGAUGAUGAUGACAGUGAUAAUGUAGAAGAGGGUGGUGAUGAUGAUGAUGGCAGUGAUAAUGUAGAAGAGGAUGACAAUGAAGGUGAAGAUGAAAACAAUCUUGAAGAGAGUGAUGAUGAGUAAUGGAUGCAUAACAAAGUGUACACAGAUUAGUUUUGUACAAGGUGUUAUGAAUGAAUUUAUCUGGAUUGAAUUAAAGUGCACUUGUAUGUUGUUCUAUUAUAUUUUGUUGAAGCUGUUGGAUAUGUUCACCUCAUGGAUGGCACUGUGCCUCUAAUCCCUGAAAUUUUGGCAGGAGAAAUAAACUUGUUGUAAGUGGCACUAAUCCAAGCCAACAAAACUUAGACUCUGCAGCCAGGUAAGGUGGGAGGCAUGUUACAGUCUUGUGUACAAAGACAGUCAUUCUUUUGUCAUGUCAAGCCAAUAGACUACGGUAACCUUGUGUGCAUGGAAGUUGCAGCCUUUUAAAACUGUAGGAGCCUACUUAACUUGUAUCUAUCUGUUAAGAGAGACUACAGGAAAAGUUAAGACUGCAAUCGGUGUCAGUUCAACACUUUAGUGCAGAAUAAAUGAUGAUUUAUGAA
Molecule: messenger RNA, 1289 nt
Organism: Homarus americanus (American lobster)
Lineage: Eukaryota; Metazoa; Arthropoda; Malacostraca; Decapoda; Nephropidae
Gene: RpL24-like
Product: probable ribosome biogenesis protein RLP24
Exons: 4
Coding region: 91-828 (245 amino acids)
Biological process (GO): ribosomal large subunit biogenesis
Cellular component (GO): nucleolus
Source: RefSeq, a predicted model, not a curated record